AAGAAAAUUUAUUUUAGACAUGAAAAUUACAAGCGCAGAACAAUUUGAAACUCUUAUAGCUGAGUUAGAAAAAAGCCCUUGCCUAGCAAAGGGUUUUCAAAAGGGAACAGCUCCAGCUAAUUUUAAACAGCAAUGGGAGGCAAUCAGCAGUAAAUUGAAUGCCCUUGAGCCCCCUUUAAGAGACAGCGAUGGUUGGCAGAAGGUGUGGCGAGAUUACAAAUUUAAACAUAAGAAGAAACUUAUGAAAAACAAGGCUGAGUGUAAUGCAACAGGUGGUGGAAUAUAUAAACAAUUAACCCUUUGCCCAUUGGAAGAGGCUGUGGCCAACUUGCUGCAGUUUAACAAGCAGUUAAGUCCAGAAGUAUUGUCAACAUUGUCUUCGUUUAGUUCUGCAUCCUCGUUUGUGAUGUGUGAACCAAACUCGAUGCAAAUGUUGUUGAGUGCUGCACAUACAUUAGCGAUUUGCGUGGCUUUAGAUGGCGUAUAG
Molecule: messenger RNA, 487 nt
Organism: Rhagoletis zephyria (snowberry fruit fly)
Lineage: Eukaryota; Metazoa; Arthropoda; Insecta; Diptera; Tephritidae
Cellular component (GO): nucleus
Source: RefSeq, a predicted model, not a curated record